Fibroporia radiculosa is the source of this 2022-nucleotide messenger RNA. RefSeq lists its product as uncharacterized. Lineage: Eukaryota; Fungi; Basidiomycota; Agaricomycetes; Polyporales; Fibroporiaceae. The transcript has 21 exons. Bases 1 to 2022 code for a protein of 673 amino acids. Gene Ontology annotation, molecular function: protein binding. The record is from RefSeq and is a predicted model, not a curated record. Gene Ontology annotation, biological process: regulation of actin filament polymerization.
AUGAGCGGCGAGCGGACAUAUGGAGAGGAUCUGCCAGACCAAGUCGAUCGGCUAGUGAACUUAUCCGACGCCCAGCUUGAGCUGCUCGCAGAUGUACGCGAGUUGUACAAAGACCGGGCUGCACUAGAGCGUGACUACGCUGCGAAACUCCAGGCACUCGCAAGAAAGGCGGCAGAGAAGAGGAGCAAAAAGGACUCGAUGUUGGUAGUAGGGAGUGAGCCUACCAAAGCUUGGGGCGAAGAUACACUGCAACGAAGCACUUGUCACAUUGCGUACUCGCAGAUUAUCUCAUCGAUUCUUGACUCGGCCCAGGCUCACGUCAACUUAUCUGAUGCACUGGCCUCUCAAGUGGUGGAUGUUCUCAAGGGCACCGAACGUCGGCAUGAAGAUGCCAAGAAGAAGCAAGAACAAUACUUCACGAAGCUUCUAUCAGAGAGAGACCGUGUGUACGCUAGCCGUGCCAAGAGUAAACAAAAGUACGAUGAAGAAUGCAACGAAGUUGAAACAUACCGCUUGAAACAAGAGCGUUCCUCCGACGAUCGUCAUGCAGAACGAGCUGCAAAACAAUACGAGCAGCAGCAAGUUGAUAUGCUCAACGGGAAGAAUUCCUAUCUUAUCGCCAUCGCCGUUUCUAACAAGGUGAAGGAAAAGUUCUACAAGGAGGAUCUGCCAGCAUUGGAGGACCAAUUCCAAACUCUACAUAGUCAACUUAUCACAAAACUCGCUUGUAUAAUGCUGCAAGCACAGGCGUUGCAGAAGAAUCAUCUGGACACACUUAGCGGACACAUUGCAGCUGCGGAAGGAAAAAUUGGAGCCAUCAGUCCACGGGCGGAUCAGGAUCUAUUCAUCGAGCACAACAUCCGAGCAUUCAUGCUACCUCCUGACUGGAGCUUCGAGCCGUGCGCCACUCACUACGACAGCGGUGAUAUGAGUGUAGAAUCCGCUCCUAAGAUUUAUUUACAAAAUCGCUUGACCAAGUGCAGGGAGAAGCUGGGUGAAUUGACGCCAAUCAUUGAUGCAAAGCGCAGGGACGUGAACCAAUUAGCGAAGAUGGUGGAAGCGUAUUCCGUAGACCCAAAGCUAGGCAGUGCAGUAGAGGCAUCAGACAAUUAUCUAGAGGCUCAACACCAGCUGACAUUUUACACAACGUCCGAAUGUUUGUUAUCAGCGGAGGUGGAGACCAUCGCCGCGGCCCUCAGUGGUGCGUGCUUCUCCCUUUCAGCCUCGUGUUUUCCCUUCCUCCGCGUAACAGUAUGUCUGAAGACCGCUACAACGCCUUCAUGUCCUCGUGAUGAGGGCGAUCAGAGGCCACAUGCAUUCAAGAGUGUCGCCUUCUCUAUUCCCGCUGCCUGCGUUUAUUGCAAGUCGCCUAUAUGGGGGCUAGGUAAGCAAGGGAAGACCUGCAAGGUCUGCGGGAUUGCUGUUCACACCAAGUGUGAACUCAAGGUCCCAGCGGACUGCUCAGGAUCUCGUGGGACGGCCCGUGCCCCUGCUUCUGGUACUACAUCUGCUACGUCUGCAUCUGUCUCACGCUCGUCCUCGACUAUUUCCAAGUUAAGCGACUCUCAAGCGGUUUCGGGUAAGGGCACGUUUCUUCCCGCGAAGAGAAUCAAUUCACAAAAUGUUGUAGAGGGCAGCGAGGUUCAAGUGCUAGAAGAAGAUGACGGGUCCGGAUGGAUUAAAGUCGCCGAUCAACAUGGAGGUAGAGGUCUCGUCCCAGCCUCCUACAUUGAAUUAUCAGAAGGACCUGCUGCGACCGCUCCUCGUGUUGCUACUGUCUCACCGCCUCGCCAACAAGGGUCUGGUCAAUUCGUGCGAGGUAUUUAUCAAUAUCAAGCACAAGGUCCAGAUGAAAUAAGUGUUACGGAAGGUGGUUUGCUCGAAUUGACAGGUGGCUCCACAGGGGGGACCAACUACGCUGACGGUUGGUGGGAAGGUAUCGAUACCAUGGGGAAGAAGGGCAUAUUUCCCAGCAACUAUGUGAAGCGCGUCAUCCUGUUCGUAGCAUAUCUUCUUACGUAG